Molecule: messenger RNA, 2749 nt
Organism: Chinchilla lanigera (long-tailed chinchilla)
Lineage: Eukaryota; Metazoa; Chordata; Mammalia; Rodentia; Chinchillidae
Product: translation initiation factor IF-2-like
Source: RefSeq, a predicted model, not a curated record
CGUCCUCUGGAGAGCAAGCAUGGACACCCAGGCUGCGAAGUGGGCUUGGGGGGUGACUUCAGGGGACAAAGAGGUAAAGUGGAGACGCAGGCUGAGCUGGGUGCGGCGUCGCGAGUACGAAAGCGAAAGUAGGGGCUGGGGAUUUAGCUCAGUGGCACAGCGCCUGCCUGGCACAAGCGAGGUCGUGAGUUCGAUUCCCAGACCCGGGAAAAAAAAAAAAGCGAAAGUGUUUCCGUGGGAGCAGGCGAGCAGGGUGGGGCGCAGGGAGCGCUGGCGGGACACAGCCGCUCACCAGGGGCAGCGACGGGCCCGGCCCCCUGACCGCCUCGCCCCCCCACCCAGACCCGAGCGCUCGGCCCUGCAGCAGGCUGCGGGGGGCCGGCGCGGGGAGGCCGGGGCUCCCCCUUUCCCGACAGGGAGGACCGCGGGGUCUCCCGCACUCCCGCCGCCGCCACCGCACCACCUUCAGCCCGGCGCAGCUGGAGCAGCUGGAGUCAGCCUUCGCCGGCAGCCAGUACCCCGACGUCUGGGCGCGGGAGGCCCUCGCCCGGGACACAGGCCUGAGCGAGGCCAGAAUCCAGGGGGUUCCCGUUCCUCCCGGGGCGAGGUCAGAAACAAGGGCAGGGCCCGCUCGGAAGCUCGGAAUUUAAAACCGGGAGAGCCCGAGAGUUCUCCUCCGGGCGAUGAACCGCGAGAAUCUGCAGGGGCGACCUGCGGGGAGCGCCAGGUCGGGAGGCGGAGAGGCGGCAUCGCGGAGGCGCCGGCUGGCGGGUGGAGACGAUCCGACGGGCGUCCAGGCCUCCGCACAGCCCUUCGCUGUCACCCGCGCCCCGCCGCGCCCUUCACCCCAUCCCGAGGGGCGCCUUCCCUUCCAGCAGGCUCUGUCACCCGUCCGGGCCCUAUGAUCUGUGCCAUGUCACCCUCGUUGCUUUCCGUAACUGCAGCCUGUCCCGUUUGUUUCCAAGAGACCUUUGCCAACGCGCUCGUCAAGGAAUGGCUCUCCGGCCGCUUCACACAAUACCUAAGUGAGCAGAGAGCGGUGGCACGCGUGCCAUCCCAGCACUCGCGGUGGCUGAGGCAAGAGGAGCGCAAGCGCAGGCCCAGGCUGGGGGCUUAACAACCUGGGGAGACCCCGCCUCACCGUGAAAAAGUAUUCCACAGAACAGCAUCGGAGGUCCCGGAACAGACUCCUGGGAUGCUGCCAGGUGGCUGCCGCAGUCCUCCUUCUGCCGACGGCGCCGAGUGCUGGCUUCAGAUCAUCCUUUUUAACUUUGGGCAUUUUUGAUGCUAUGUUACCUGAGAACUCUGUCUCCUUUUUGCUUCUUUUAACUUUUUCAUUCAUUGCUGGUAGGACUCAAAAUAGCUUCAUGUUUAUUGGCGGUUUGAAUGUUUUUUCUUUUCUGCAUUGCCUCUGAGUUAUUUGUGUCUUUGUAUAUUGCUAUAAUCUUCUAUUCAUGCUUGAGAGCCUGGUACUUUAGGGAUAUAAACAAUUGCUAUUUGUUUUUUAAGGCUUUCCCAGUGAAGGGUUUCUAGCAGUAAGCCCUAAUUCCUUAGGCCCCUAUUUUAUAUAAUGAACUAACAUCUACCUUAAAUAUUUAGAAUAGCAGUGCUGUAGAACUGGUAGAAUUUAGAAAUCAGGUUGUUUCUGUGUUUGGUGGUCCAGAGGGUGGAAAAUCACGAAGGGGAAAGAGGAAUUUGGCUCAAGCGACCCAAGAGAUUUCCUUUCAGGGUGACUAGCCAUCAUCUGGAGUGUAGAGUGAGGUUGACAUAUGAAAGAUGGGAAUUCUGGCUAUAAACAAACUUCACAGGAUUCUUGCUAAAACUGAAUGGUGCGGAGAUGAACACGGAAAUCCGAAAACCAAGGCAUAGUUUGAGAAAAAGAGCUCAGAAGCAUCUGAGUUGAGCAGAAAAUCUUUGUCCCCUUUGAGGGACUCGACUCUCACCUCCUAGAGGCCUUAGGGUCUUCGCUUCACAUCCAGGGUCUCGGUUUCACCGUGGCGUGACGGCAUGCCACGUCCCUCUCCCUUCAUUCCUGCCACGUAGUGGACCCUAGCAUCCCACGACUCUUGAAGAACUGCAGAAUGUACAAAAUGAGCUGCCUGGCGUGAGGACUGUUCAGGGCCAAAGGCAACUGAGAAGAAGCAGAUACAAGACUAGUUCUCCUCCCCUCUCUUUUAACUAGAAGCAGGACAUAACUGUGUCAGGAAUUCCCACCUCCUCACUCUACCAGAAGCCCACGAGUCCGCCACUGCAGACAAUUCUAGGCCCUUGUCAACUCAGACUGGGAAGCAGGGGAAUCUGCAGAAGAAACCUUGCUCCCUAGCCCUGGUUUGAAAACCUUAGUUUCUCCAGAUAGUUGCCCGGUCCUGGGGAACACUCAGUCUUUUACCUCUAGUGUUUAGUUUUUAGCUUAGUGUUGAAUUAGGGUCUUUGUAGAUGUUGUUUAUCAAUUUGUGGUAGCUGCCCCUCUACCCUUAAGAGAUUUUUUUUAAAAAAUCAUAAAUGGAUGUUGAAUUUUGUCAAACAUUUUUCCUGUAUCUGCUGAUGAGAUUGUAUUUUUUUAGAUUGUUAAUGUCAUGGAUUACUCAGACUGAUUUUCAAAUGUUGAACCAAACUUGCAUUCCUGCAAUAAAUCCAACUUGGUGAUGGUGAUUCUUUUUAUACAUUGCUGUUGUAAGGAUCCUUGCACCUAAGUUUAUGAAGUUCAUAAGUGAUAGGUUUUAUUUCUUGCUUUUUCCUCUUUGGUUUU